AUGUGGUUUCUGGCUGCUCUGCUCCUCUUCCUCGUUCCAGGCUGCUCCACUGCUCAGGAUGCAAUCACAGGUCCAAACAUGGUAAAUGGUCAGGAGCAGAGCUCCUUGACUGUGCAGUGCCGUUAUGACUCCCACUGGAAGAAUUACAGGAAGUACUGGUGCCGAGGAGCUGUUUGGAAAACAUGUGAGAUUCUGGUUAAAACGUAUAUGGAGCAGUUGGUGAAGAAGGACCGAGUGUCUAUCAGGGAUGACCAGACAGACUUCAUCGUCACAGUGACCAUGGAGGAGCUGAGGAAAAGUGAUGCCGGCAUAUACUGGUGUGAGAUUGAAAGAUUUGGAUAUAAUCACAAAUUUAAAGUUAAUGUGAACAUUGACCCAGGUAAGAAAACAUUCCAGAACAUCUUAGGCCCAGCAUGGGUGAGAGGCCCAGAGAAGGGGUCAGUAACCAUUCAGUGCCGCUAUAGCUCCAGGUGGCAAGCCUACAACAAGUGGUGGUGUCGAGGAGCAAACUGGAAGACUUGCAGGGUCCUCAUUCGAACCACGGGAUCAGAGAAAGAAAGGACGAGUGGCCGGUUGUCCAUCAGGGACAACUGGAGAGAGAACUCGCUCCUGGUUACCAUGGAGAUGCUCAGGCAAAAUGACACAGACACUUACUGGUGUGGUAUUGAAAAAUUUGGAACUGACCGUGGGACCAGAGUUAAAGUGAUCGUUUACCCAGAGGGAAGAGAUACCAUGUCUUCCCAGCUAGACUCCUCUAUGCCCACUACGGAUAGCAACACACAUGUGAUUUCCUCUGACUUAUAUAAGAGGACACACUACAUACUCCUGGCAUUUCUGAAGGUGCCUGCCUUGGUCAUCUUGACUGGUGUUGUCCUCUGGCUGAAGAGGUCAACUCGGAAGGUCCCUGAGGAACAGUGGAGACACACUCUCAGCAGCAAUUCGGACUCUGAAAUUCUGGACAAAGACAUUGCCCCUUAGACUGGAGCAUAAGCAGAACCUUCCCAGUCUGGACUCUCGUUUCAGAAACAUCUUUAAGUCCUCAGUGGGUAGUGAGUGAGGCUGGUGCCCAGAGGGCUUGGCCAGGCAUGAUCUCCACUCUGCACACCAUGGGGACCCUGCUCAGUACCCCCUAGGUAUCAUCACACCUGCAGUACUAGAAUCUCGCUCCUCCUAUACAUCCUCAUCUGCCCUAUCCCCUCCACCCACCACGGUCAGCCCAGGGUGAAAACUGCCAGAAGGGAACCCAAGCUGCAGAAAGACAGCAGCGUGUCCCUUGACGAAAAAGCUUGUGCAGAGUCUAAGACUAAAGCACAGGGAAACAGAAGGGACCCAGUGGUGUGGCUAGUCUAUGUUAUGACUCUGUCACAGUGAACUCAGGGAGCAUGGAGCAGGCAUCCGUCCUCUGUCUGUCCUGGACACUGAGGCCACCCCUAGCAUGCACUUCUGAGGAACCUGACAGGCCCAGGGGCUGGAGUGAAGAGAACUCAGACAUCCAUGACUUUGCCACAGGAGCUGGGGCUGCAUUUCCCAGCAGAUGUGUUUGCUCCAGGGCCAGAAGCAGAAGGCCACACACCCUUAAAUAGAGCUGUAAGUGGCCUACACAGAUGCAUGGCAUGCUGGUUCUAACCAGAGGUUAGCCAGGGGAAAGUAACAGA
Chionomys nivalis (European snow vole) is the source of this 1655-nucleotide messenger RNA. Its product is annotated as CMRF35-like molecule 7. Gene Ontology annotation, molecular function: transmembrane signaling receptor activity. NCBI's taxonomy places the organism in Eukaryota, Metazoa, Chordata, Mammalia, Rodentia, Cricetidae. The record is from RefSeq and is a predicted model, not a curated record. The transcript is spliced from 5 exons. Gene Ontology annotation, cellular component: plasma membrane. Bases 1 to 978 code for a protein of 325 amino acids.